AUGCAGAUUGUGCAAUCUACUGAAUUUAUAUAUUCAGAUUUUGAAUGUGGGCGAAAACACAUUGUCUGCCUUGAGAGGAAGAUCUGUAACUGUGAGAGAUUUCAGAUAGACGAGAUACCUUGUGCUCAUGCAUUUGCUGUUUUCAAGAAGAAAAACAUUAUGGAUAUACAUCCCUACUGCUUAGAUUACUAUAAACCAGCUGCAUUGGCAAACACUUAUGAAGUUCCGAUGGUUCCAAUGCCGGAUAAGGAGGAUUGGUCAGCACCAGAGGUUGUUUUGCAAGAAAUCGUAUUGCCACCAAGAUACAAAAGGUUGGCUGGAUGA
Messenger RNA from Solanum stenotomum, 324 nucleotides. RefSeq lists its product as uncharacterized. Gene Ontology annotation, molecular function: zinc ion binding. The transcript is spliced from 2 exons. NCBI's taxonomy places the organism in Eukaryota, Viridiplantae, Streptophyta, Magnoliopsida, Solanales, Solanaceae. Bases 1 to 324 code for a protein of 107 amino acids. The record is from RefSeq and is a predicted model, not a curated record.